AAACCACUCUCCCCUUACCCGUCCGUCCUUGAUUAUUGUCCCCCGGUGUCCUUGGGCAGCAGAACCAUGGGGUGGAUUCCGGACGAGGCUCGGGUGUUACCGCCGCCCUCGCUGGUGAACAGGGGCUCGUUGUACUUCGGCUUCCUCGGCUACCUGUCCUCCAUCGUCCACAACGCCAUCAAUCAGUACCCGGUGCUGAAGGCGGGUGUUCACCGCCAGAUCCUCUUCACCACCAUCGGGGUGUUUGUCGGCUAUCACCUGACCAAGUACGAGAACUACAAAUACGCUAAGCGGGAUCGUGAAAUGUUUGACUACAUCAGGCGGCAUCCGGAGAUCCUGCCACAUAAGGAACCUAGAAGCAUGGCGGAAGUCUACGAGAAAUUUUAUCCUAUUCGCUAACUGAAGAUCCCAGCGGCAGCUGUCAUGUUCCCGCUCUUCACCAGAGACGCGUUCCCAGCACCGUGUGAUAUAUGUUCUGUAAAAAUAAAAUAAUUAGAAUUUUGACUGUA
Messenger RNA from Bufo gargarizans (Asiatic toad), 509 nucleotides. Its product is annotated as NADH dehydrogenase [ubiquinone] 1 subunit C2-like. Bases 67 to 399 code for a protein of 110 amino acids. Gene Ontology annotation, cellular component: mitochondrial inner membrane. The record is from RefSeq and is a predicted model, not a curated record. NCBI's taxonomy places the organism in Eukaryota, Metazoa, Chordata, Amphibia, Anura, Bufonidae. Gene Ontology annotation, biological process: mitochondrial electron transport, NADH to ubiquinone. The transcript has 3 exons.